This is a messenger RNA of Nothobranchius furzeri (turquoise killifish), 2486 nucleotides long. Its product is annotated as patatin-like phospholipase domain-containing protein 2. Gene Ontology annotation, cellular component: lipid droplet; cytoplasm; membrane. Lineage: Eukaryota; Metazoa; Chordata; Actinopteri; Cyprinodontiformes; Nothobranchiidae. The record is from RefSeq and is a predicted model, not a curated record. Gene Ontology annotation, molecular function: triacylglycerol lipase activity. Gene Ontology annotation, biological process: lipid homeostasis; triglyceride catabolic process.
GCAUAACCUCACAUGUCAAUCAGCCGGUUUAAUUGUAAAUUGUGCAACAUCAGCUGAAGCACUGCCCAUGUGUGUAUUGGCAAUGGGACAGCCAAUACAGGAAAGCAUCUACAACAGCUGGACCGGGAUAGAUUCAUGAAAAGAUACGAGUAUCAGAGACUGAGUUCAUAGGUUCACAGGCCUGAGGAGAAUGAUGGACCGAGGCGAGGAGUGGAACAUCUCUUUUGCAGGCUGUGGAUUUAGGAGCAUCUACUACGUUGGAGCUUUGAGCUGUAUCCUGGAGAGGGUCCCACAGCUGGUUCAUGGUGCAUCUAAAAUUGGCGGAGCUUCUUCUGGGUGUCUCGUAGCAGCAGCUCUGGCUGUAGGGAUUCCCAUCGAAAAGCUGUGUUUAAAUAUUUUAAUCAUGGCGAAGGAGGCCAGAAGUCACAUCCUAGGAGUUUUCCACCCAACCUUCAGUCUACUGAGAGCAGUACAGCUCAUUCUGCGGGAGAUGCUCCCAGAAGAUGCUCACCUCCGAGCUACUGGAAAGCUCUGCGUGUCCCUCACCAGACUGUCUGAUGGAGAGAAUGUCCUGGUGUCGGAGUUCACCACCAGAGAGGAACUCAUUCAGGUUCUGAUGUGCAGCAGCUUUUUCCCUGUCUACUGUGGCUUCGUCCCUCCUUCAUACCGAGGAGUUCUCUACAUGGACGGAGCCCUGAGCAACAACAUGCCCCUGUUUGAGCUCAGAAACACCAUCACCAUGGCCCCAUUCUCAGGUGAGAGCGACAUCUGUCCCAAGGAAGGGACUUUCAACUUCUUCGAGGCCAACUACGGUAACGUUAGCAUACAGGUCAACACUGGAAAUGUCCACCGAGUGUGUACAUCCUUCCUGCCUCCUAAACCGGAGAAGCUGGCUGAGAUCUGCCACAAUGGUUACAUGGAUGCUCUUCGUUUCUUGAAAGAAAGAGAUCUGCUUGGUGUGGACAGGGAUCCCCACAGUGCUCUACUGGGAGACAAACCUCCUUGUGAAUCUGUGGAAAAAUGGAGGAAAAGGAGGAAGAUGCUGAAUAGUGGAAGAAGUUCUCAAUGGGAGGAACAUCAGUGGGUUGACCACAGAGUCAUAGAAAGCCUCCCAGUGGGUAUUAAGAAGGUGCUCUGCGAGGUGUGCAGACAGAGCUAUGAUGCUGGCGGCUGGGGUUUUUCACUCACCAACAUCCUUCCUGUGAAGUUGCAGACCCUUCUCUUCCUUCCCGUAAACAUCAGCCUCCGUCUCUUUAAAAGGCUGAGGCAUGAACUACAACUCUUAAUGGUUACAGCAGGUCCAUGAAACCACACAUGCAGCAUCAAGGAUUACAGCAGCAGUGAGCUGCCAGAAGGAAACAUAAACCUUUGAUCCCAUCAAUCAACAAAAUAAUAAAAUCAAUCUCGCUCUGGAUGAUGUGCACCUUUGCUCACUCGUUGUCCCUGCAUGUGGAAAAGUGCCAUUAGACACCGCCUAUAAAAACUGCCUCUAUCUUUAAAUAUGAUUAUAAAUGUAUUUCUAGUUACAUCAGACUGUAGCCUCAUAUUUGUAAAAUCAAUAGACAGUUUUGGUUUGCUAGUGUUCGGUGUAGAUGUUUAUCCAACGAUUAGAAGAAAAUUAUUUUAUAUAGCGCCUCUCAAGAUAAAAAUCAUGAGGUGCUUCACAUAAACACAAAUAAAAAAUAAACAAAAAUGAUUAGGAAAUUAUUUCAAAAUAUAUACAUGAAAAUUUUUUAAAAUGUGAUUUUAAAAAAGUGAGGAAAGAGAAAAUGAAUAAGAAAGAGGAAAUCAGUGGAUCCCAGGAAGGGCAGAAUAGGUGAAAAAAAAUGAGAUGGUGACGAAGGUCACACCAAAGCCAGCUUGAACGGCUGAGUCUUCAGCUGCUUCUUAAAGGAGACCACUGAGUCCACUGAUCUCAGGCUCAGGGCGAGAGAGUUCCAGAGUCUGGGGGCCACAGCAGCAAAUGAUCUGUCACCUUUGGUCUUUAGCCUGGUGCUGCACAACCAGUAGGCUUUGAUCACUGGACCUCAGGGACCUGCUGGGGGUGUAGGGACUGAGAUGAUCACCAAUGUAAGAUGGUGACACGCCAAAUUGGUCCUUGUGGUAACUCUGGGAGAGUUUAGCCAGUGGUGAUGUAUUGCAUUGCUCCUUUAUUGAUUUUAUUUAAAAAAUGUAAUAUAUAUAUAUAUAUAUAUAUAUAUAUAUAUAUAUAUAUAUAUAUAUAUAUAUAGUAUGUAUCCAAAACAUUUAACUUAAAUUUUACAAACACAAACAUUUCUCAAAAUUACAUUUCAGUUAUUUAAAAUGUAUUUUUUUUAUUUUAAUUCACCUGUUGCUGUGUUCACAAAAAACUAUGGACAUAAUAUUUUUUAAAUGGUGAGCAGCAGAAACAAAUGUAUAGUUUAUUCUGAUGAUUUCUUUAAUCAUUAACUGUAUUAUUUUUAUUUUGUUUUACAAUUAUGCCUUGAAUAAAUAAGAUCAAUUUA